Messenger RNA from Rhodotorula toruloides NP11, 486 nucleotides. RefSeq lists its product as uncharacterized. The record is from RefSeq and is a predicted model, not a curated record. The coding region runs from base 1 to 486 and encodes 161 amino acids. The transcript is spliced from 3 exons. Lineage: Eukaryota; Fungi; Basidiomycota; Microbotryomycetes; Sporidiobolales; Sporidiobolaceae.
AUGAAUCGGAAACACCCAAUCCUAACCGACGCCAUGCGCCUCCAGCAGCAGCGACAACGUCAACAGCAGGACGGCGAUUCGCUCGACAUCCUCCAGAACGGCCACGAGAAUCCGGCGAAGGCGAUUCGCGCGAUGCUGGACGAUUGCGCCCGCCGAGCUCAACAACACGCUGGCACGGCGACUGCCGACGCGCUCGCGCAGCUCGUGUACGCCGUCGAAAGAAAACUCGCCAGCAGGGAGAUUCCGAAGGCACUGGCGCUGCGACACCCUGAUGCCGCGGACGGGCAGUCUUACCUUCAGGCGUUGUUCGACGCCGUCAGCUUCCUUUAUAUGCGCGUGACCACCGAUGCCUCCCUCGACUCGCACUGGAUCUUGAAGCAGCAGCGCUAUCUCGUUACAAUGAUCGACCAGGCCAUUCGACAAGUACACGCUCAACACAGCAUCAGCAAGCAUCACUUCAAGCUCGUCAGGCUGCGCCCGUACUAG